Menidia menidia (Atlantic silverside) is the source of this 4284-nucleotide messenger RNA. The record is from the annotation of a GenBank genome assembly. Lineage: Eukaryota; Metazoa; Chordata; Actinopteri; Atheriniformes; Atherinopsidae.
UUGUGUCCACUGAGCUAAACAAUGAUCCAACCUUUGACUAAAACAGUCAAAAGGUUUCCGUCGAAGUCACGGACAUUGAAUUUGAAAAAAAAAGCUACGUCGGAGGUUGUCAUUAUUGAGAAUUACACGAGCUAUGUGUGUUGUAGACCGUGGAAAGAAGCUUUUAGGUAAAACAUUUCAAACGUCAUGUCACAGAGCUGCUGGUUACACUGGAAAAGCUUAUUUGAAGGGCUUCUCUGGUUGUCCCGGCAUGCAUUUCUUCUGCCCUCUUCUGUUUCACUUUCAGUCUAGCAGCGUUUGAGACAACGAACAGAGAACGACACGAGUUUCCUGUUGUGAGAGCCGCCAUGUUUCCACUCUUGAUGGUGCUCCUUGUGCCAUUUCCUCCAUCAUUUGGAGCUCAGAUACCAAAUCAAGCCCAAACGAAAGAGUUCCCCAGAGCCACGAAUGGCCAGAUGUUCCCCUGGGACCGCAUGAGGCUUCCCAAAGUCAUCUCGCCACUCCAUUACGACCUGAGCAUUCACCCCAACCUCACAACUCUUGACUUCACCGGUGUGGUUCGCAUAGAACUGGAUGUGCACGAGGACACCAAAGCAGUGAUCCUACAUGCCAAGCAUCUUCACAUAUCCAACGCCCUGCUCCUGGCACCUGAAGGCAUCAGGCCCCUGCAAGUGCUGGAGUAUCCUCUCUUCCACCAGCUCGCCCUGCUCUCAGACUCAGUGCUGACCAAAGGUAGGAAGUAUGAAGUCCAGCUGGAGUUUGCUGCCAAUUUGUCUGACAGCUACCACGGAUUCUACAAGAGCAGCUACCGCACCAGCACUGGGGAAGUCCGGGUCAUGGCAUCUACGCAGUUUGAGGCGACUUUUGCUCGUGGAGCCUUCCCAUGUUUCGACGAGCCCGCUUUUAAGGCUAACUUCACCAUCCAGAUUAUAAGAGAGCCACGCCACAUUGCCAUUUCCAACAUGCCCAAGGUGAAAACAGUGGAGCUUCCAGGUGGAUUGCUUGAGGAUUACUUUGACACGACUGUGAAAAUGAGCACUUACCUGGUGGCCUACAUCGUGUCGGACUUCCUGUCUGUGAGCAAGACCACUCAGCACGGUGUCAAAAUUUCUGUCUAUGCUGUCCCCGAGAAGAUUGACCAGACAGCCUUUGCUCUGGAUGCUGCAGUCAAGCUGCUGGACUUUUAUGAUGAUUAUUUUGAUAUACCUUACCCACUUCCAAAACAGGACCUGGCUGCCAUACCUGACUUCCAGUCCGGUGCGAUGGAGAACUGGGGGCUGACCACAUACAGGGAGACCGGCCUCCUCUUCAACCCCGAAAAGUCCUCUGCCUCUGACAAACUGGCCAUCACAAAGGUCAUCGCACACGAGCUUGCUCACCAGUGGUUUGGGAACCUGGUAACGAUGGAGUGGUGGAAUGACUUAUGGCUCAACGAAGGCUUCGCCAAGUUUAUGGAGUUUAUUUCCCUUGACAUCACCUACCCAGAUCUUCAUGUGGAUGACUUCUUCUUGGGCAAAUGUUUUGAGGCUAUGGAAGUAGACUCCCUCAGCUCCUCCCACCCCGUUUCCACCCCCGUGGAGAACCCCACCCAGAUCCAGGAGAUGUUUGAUGAUGUGUCAUACGACAAGGGAGCGUGUAUUCUAAAUAUGCUGCGAGACUUCAUCACUCCUGAGGCCUUUGAGAUCGGAAUCAUCAGAUAUCUGAAGCGCUACAGCUACCAAAACACUGUGAACAGCCACCUGUGGGAGAGCCUGACUGAUAUCUGCAGCUCUGAUGAUUUGGAUGAAGGACGCAUUAAACACACUGAAUUCUGCUCCAAACGUCAGCUCCAAGCAGGAGUCUCUAAGUGGUACUCGGGCGAUGAGCUGGAUGUCAGGGCCAUCAUGGACUCGUGGACGCUGCAGGAGGGCUUCCCCCUUGUCACUGUGGAGGUCAGAGGUCGGGAGGUCAGACUUAGCCAGGAGCGAUACCUCCGGACAGACGACCGCUCACUCACUGAAGGGUUCCUAUGGCAGAUCCCACUGACCUACAUGACCAGCUCCUCCAACCACAUCCACCGUUUCCUGCUCAAAACAAAGACCGAUGUCCUGUACCUGCCAGAGGAGGUGGACUGGGUGAAGUUCAACGUGAACAUGAGCGGCUACUACAUGGUCCACUACGCCGGCGAGGGCUGGAACUCCGUAAUCAGACUGCUGCAGCACAACCACACCGCUCUGAGCGGCAACGAUCGGGCCAGCCUCAUCCACAACAUCUUCCAGCUGGUCAGUGUCGGAAAGGUGAAGCUGGACACCGCCCUGGAGCUGUCCCUGUACCUGUCCAAGGAGACGGAGAUAAUGGCCGUGACUCAGGGCUUCGGGGAGCUCGUACCCCUCUACAAGCUGAUGGAGAAGAGAGACAUGGCCACGCUGGAGAACCAGAUGAAAGUGAGGCGGAAUAUACAAGCUUUUCAUUUAGCGUCAAAUCCUGACAAGAUCCGGUGGAGCGACUCAGGCUCAGUGUCUGAGAGAGUGCUGCGGAGUUACCUGCUGCUUUUCGCCUGCGUCAGGAACCACGCCCCCUGCCUGGCCAAAGCCACGCGGCUCUUUGAACAGUGGAAAGACUCCGAUGGAACCAUGAGCCUCCCCGUUGAUGUCACAAUGGCCGUGUUUGUGAUCGGAGCUCGCACGCCUGAAGGGUGGAACUUCCUGUUUGAGAAAUACCGCAGUUCCCAGCAGAUGUCUCUCAAGAGUCGCUUGAAGGUUGCCAUGACCGUCAGCCCACUGCAGGACAAACUCAAAUGGAUGAUGGAGCAGAGCCUCCUCGGGGAAGUGAUGAAGACGCAGGACCUCCCUGAUGUGGUGGUCUCUGUCAGCAAGAACCCACGGGGCUACAAACUGGGAUGGGACUUCCUCCGAGCCAACUGGCACACGCUCAUAAAGAAAUUUGACUUGGGCUCCAGCACCAUCUCCUACAUGGUGAAUGGAGUGACCAACCAGUACUCCACCAGGGAAAUGCUUCAGGAGAUACGAAGCUUCUUUGACGCCUUGACUGAGGAAACGGGCUCAAAGAUGAGAUGCAUCCAGCAGACGUAUGAGACCAUCGAGGAUAACAUCCGCUGGAUGGACAGUAACCUGCCUCUGCUGCAGGCCUGGCUGAACAAACGCCGGCCCACAACACCUCAUGAAGAUUUAUAGCUCCAGAGGAGACUCAGUGUGGAUAGCAGAAGUAGAAACAGAAGAGUGGACUCAAAUGACAAAUUCUAAUAUUUUUUCCCUUCACAACAACAAUCAAAUGCCUGUUUCGGCUAAACUCUGGCAAAUAGUAACAGUUCCCUUUGGCUUACUUUAAAUACAUUCAGUGGUACACUUGACCUUCUGAUUGUUAUUCAUAGAAUUGUAUAUUAUUUAUAGAUUAUUUAACACGCCAAAACUGACCAUGACACUGACUUGACAGCAAGUCUUGAUUUGCAACAUGCAAACGAAUGUUACUCUUUAAGAAAAAAGAAAAAAACAAAUGUGAAAAAAAGGAAAUACCCUUAAUGUCAUUAUCUCAAGAACUGUCAGGGUUUCCUGGUUUGCACUAGUUAGUUAAAAGAUUUCUAUGAAACUUUGUGCCUCGUGAAACCACUUGGUACACGACUCAACACAGGGCCUGAAUAAGUCUGAGUUGAGUCUAUCUGAAAGCGUGUUUUUGUUUUUUUUUUCAGUGUGAGGUAGUUGUGAUUCGUUUUUCUUCACUGCUGUGAAGAAAAAUAAACUUUUUUAGAAUUAGUGUUGCAUUAUUAGAACACAAAUAUGCAACACACAGGUUCACUGUAUUUGGUGAUGUGGUUCUAGUUUGAAAAAACAACAACCAGAUGCAGACGUAUGUGUUACUUAAUAUUACAGAAAUAACAGUACCUGACCCUUUUCAAUUCACAAACUGCUGAAGCAAAGUGACCUAAUAUGUCAAAUCUUUUUCUCUCAACAUUUUCUUCUAUCAUCAUGAAUUUCCAACAUGAACUACAUCAAAAUGAGUUAACAUCCAAUUGUUUUCCUAUUGCUUUUUCCCAAAAACUAUUUUUGUAAAACUGAAUAAUGAACCGAUAAAGCCAAUUCGAUUUAAUUGUCAAUUGUUUUUCUCUUAUUUCAUUGUGUUCUACACUAUCAGCUCUCUGUUAACAUUCAGCAUCAGGGAAACUGGUGCUGUUACUUUAAAUAUUCUAAUGCUGCCAUAAAUUCUCCUGCUUUUGCCAUAGACUCAUGAAACACAAAGACUUAUCCCAGAAGUUAAAAAUGUAAACAUUAGACGUGAUAAUAAGGACUG